Messenger RNA from Musa acuminata AAA Group (dessert banana), 4454 nucleotides. RefSeq lists its product as uncharacterized. Bases 129 to 2135 code for a protein of 668 amino acids. NCBI's taxonomy places the organism in Eukaryota, Viridiplantae, Streptophyta, Magnoliopsida, Zingiberales, Musaceae. The record is from RefSeq and is a predicted model, not a curated record. The transcript is spliced from 8 exons.
UGUGAUGCGGCUCGCCACCCCAUCGCGUUGCCAUCGCCGGAGGACCUUCAAAACCCUAGCAAAUCCCACAUCCCUCCCUCUCUACCUCAUCCCCCAUUCCCCACCCGCUGCCCGUCGCCGGCGUUAGGAUGGACAACCGACGGCCACCCAGGACGGUCAGCGACCCCAAGGUCCGGCAAGUGGGCUUCGUCACCCCCGGCGCCGCCCCGCCCGCCCGCUACCUCUCCGAAGCCCCCACCGCCGCGGCUGCCUCUUCCCCUCCCUCCGGAGACACCGGCCCCCCUGCUAUCUCCACCUCCCCGGUCAUGAUCCCCCCGCCACGCCACUCCCCCUCCGCUCCCCUCGCCGUCCCCAACCCCGCCCGCCGCGACAGCCUUCAGAUCCAGGUCGGCGGAUAUAACGCCCCGGAAGUCCUCCUUGAGUCGCCCCCCUUGACGUCGCCGUCCAGCCGGAUGGACGACGCGGUCUCCCAGUUCUCCGAGGAUCCUGCUAUGUCUCCAUGUAAUGGUCGGAGUGGGGCGGCAAAGGUUGCGUCUUCCUUCCCUGGGAGUAGCGGUGAAAUGAUGGUGAUGAAGGCUGGUAUUGUUGGUGGCGGCAGCAAUACUCCGAAGAGCUCGUGGACGACUGCAUCGGUGGCGAAGACACGGCCUGGUAUUUCAGAAAAAGAAAGAGGAGCUGUUGUGGGGAUGCAAAAUGAUGGGGCAGGGGUAUCAAAGACACUCAAGGAGAAAACAACAAAAGCUGAGAGGCGUGCCCUCCAAGAGGCCCAACGUUCUGCAAAAGCUGCAGCAAAGGAAUCUGGUGCUGGAGUCAAGCUUUCAGCUGCACCAGGAGGUGCAGUUCCUGCAAACAUAAAGCAGGGUAAAGUUGUCAAGCCUCCUGCACAAAAGAAAGAUGGGCCUCAAGUUGCAAAUCCAUCUGUAUCUUCCGAAAAGAAGGUCGUUGAUCGACCUCCUGAAAAGGAUCGGAAGAAGGACGUUCCUCCUCCACGUAUGCAAUUUGAUGAUAUCCAUAGGGUUGAAAAAGCAAAACGACGUGCAGUGGUUUAUCAAUUUGAAGCUAAAAACAGAGUUGAAUUGUUCCGGCAUUUACCUCAAUAUAUACAUGGAACUCAGCUUCCAGAUCUUGAAACAAAGUUCUUUCAACUUGAUCCAAUGCAUCCUUCUGUUUACAAGGUUGGACUUCAGUACUUGUCUGGUAAUAUAUCAGGUGGCAAUGCUCGUUGUAUUGCAAUGCUUCUUGCAUUCCGAGAGGCAAUCCGAGAUUACUCUACACCCCCUGAAAAGGCACUUGUUCGAGAUUUGACUGCAAAAAUAAGUAGUUAUGUGUCAUUUCUAAUCGAGUGUAGACCUCUUUCAAUUAGCAUGGGAAAUGCUAUCAGGUUUUUAAAAAAUAGAAUUGCUAAAUUACCAGAUACAAUGCCGGAAUCAGAAGUGAAAUCUAGUCUUCAAUCUGACAUUGAUCGUUUCAUAAAUGAGAAAAUAGUGAUUGCUGAUAAGGUUAUAAUUAGGCAUGCUGUUACCAAGAUCAGAGAUGGGGAUGUUCUCCUAACAUAUGGAUUAUCUUGUGUUGUUGAGAUGCUAUUAGUAUACGCCCACGAGGUUGGGAAACAGUUCCGUGUUGUUAUAGUUGAUUCUCGCCCAAAGCUUGAAGGGCAGGUAUUGUUCCAUAGAUUGGUGGCCAAGGGCAUUAACUGCACAUACACACAUGUAAAUGCAAUUUCAUACAUCAUGCAUGAAGUCACACUGGUUUUUCUAGGAGCUGCCUCAGUGCUGUCCAAUGGAACUGUUUACUCAAGAGUUGGUACAGCUUGUGUAGCUAUGGUUGCAAAUGCUUUCCGGGUUCCCGUUCUAAUAUGCUGUGAGGCUUAUAAGUUUCAUGAAAGGGUACAACUUGAUUCUAUAUGUUCAAACGAGCUAGGUGAUCCAGAUGUCAUUUCAAAAGUUCCUGGACGGAAAGAUUUAAACCAUCUGGAUAAUCGGGCUGACAUUGAGAAUCUGCAGCUUUUAAAUCUUACUUAUGAUGCAACACCUUCUGAUUUUGUGUCAAUGAUUAUCACGGAUUAUGGGAUGCUCCCACCUUCCAGUGUGCCAGUCAUUGUGCGAGAAUACCGCAGGGAGAACUUAUGGAUUUAGAGGCCUCCUCAUUCCAAUUGCCAAUGCAGUAUUCGGGAAGAAUAACCUGCUAGCAUCGCAAGCAAUCGGAAGCUGCGAUAAGAAGGAUAAGGUAUUGAUGGUGGAUAAAGCAUGAUUAUAGGUUCUCCUUCUUGCCCUUUUACCUUUUUGACCUUAUGUUUCAUUUCUCUUUUUCAAUUGCCCUUUUUCAUUUCUCUUUCCUUAUGUUUUCCAUUUAUUAUCUUCUCUUGCACUCUUCACUUUAUACUUGCUGCUUUUAUUCUCUUUUCCCAUGCAUGUGUGAAGCAUUGCUUUGAAUGACCAAUAAUUCUUAUUUCUGUAAUGAACUUACUGUUAUAUUGUUAGGAAUCUCCUUACUAGCAUGAAUUAGCUAAGUUAUGCAAUUGCAACAACAAAAUGUAACAGCUCAACUAUGUGAGGUUGGCUACAUAAAUUUUGUCCCAUCAUUGAGCUUUGUUGAGGGCAAUAUCAGUAAAAAUAAGAACCAACAAAUCACAUUAUGAAUCCUAAUUGACUUAUCUCACUUAAACAGUGGAUCUAUAAUUCUCUCUUAAAUAUGUGAUCAUACCAUCUUAAAUAUUUGAAGUUUUAUCAUAAUCAAAAGCUAUUCCUACUUAUUCACAUAUGCAAAUAUUUCUUAUUCUAUCUUUUCCAGAAAUUUCAUACAUUUAUCUUUAUGCUUGUUAGGAAAUUUUCUGUCACAUGGACAGUUUCCCUAUUUUGUACUUGUAAAUUGAAUGAUUUUCAAACUCUGAGGAUAACCACGAUCAAAGUUGGAGCAUUGUAUCCUGCCUUUUGAUAUAUUGUUUGUUUGACAAGGAGCCCGUUUAUGGCUCUUAUAGGUUAUUUCUUUUAUGUUGUACCUAGAGGCAGUGAGACUAACUACCUCUUGGACAGAUGUAUGAAGUGAAAUUAUGAAUUAUCCGGAUAGGUAACCAAUUUAAGAAAUGAUACAUGCCGGAAGAUGACAGCUAAAAACUGUUUGAAACAAGAAAUGAGAAAUUAAUACAAGUAGAUAAGCAUCUAUGCAUUUUAAAAUGUGAUAAAAAUGUUGGAUGACGUUAUUCUCAUGUGAUGAUUCAUCUCUCCCCUGUAAAUCAAUAAUCACAGAAUUAUAUAUGUGAAAGAGGAAGGUACACAUUUGCAACAUGUUAGCUAUUGGAUUUCCAGAUACUAUUGAAAUCUGGAUUGAACAAGUGUCAAGUUUCCUACAAGUCUUGGAAAAUGAAUUGAAUGGUUACUAAAUUGGGUUCCUGCAGAAAUGGCAAGUCAUGGGAGAAACAGGCUCUUUGUGACUUGGCUUAUCUGGAGGCUAGUGUAUAUUCUAAAUGUCUGCACAACAAGGACUAAAAUCUGAAAGGGUCAUAGUGGCUAUGGUUAACAAAGUAUUACAGUUCUGUGAACUUACCUCAUCAAAAUGCCUAAUCUCAGGCAGGAAAGUUCUCUAUUAGGUUAGUUGUUAUGGUUCACAGCUAACUCUGUGUAGAUUGGCACUUGUCUUUCUUGAUUCAUUGCCACAUUAUGUCAAUAAUGCUAUUGCUUAUUCAUUUUGGAAAGGUACUGGUAUUUAGAACAUAGUUCUUAUUGUGACAUGCUAUUGAUCCAGUUGAUUUUUGGAUCUGCUUACAUCAAUUAUCUAUUGCCUCAUUAAUAUAGUUGACAUUUCAUUACCUCUUAGUACUGUGACUUAAAGUUUGUCUUUUUAUCAUCCACAUGGUUUGCCCAAUUAGUGUGUUCCUGUUGUGGAGGCACCUCCAUAGUUGAAAUGGUUGUUUCUUGUUGGAUCCUUUUUUGUGUUUUUUGGAAAUCAAAGAUGCAGUCUAUGGAAUAUUUAAUGAUUAGACCAUUUUCCUUAUCAGCUAUUGCCCCUGUUCAUCCUCUCGUUUUUCAUAUUUCCUCGGUGUGGAUUUUGUUGCCAAUAAUUUUUUUCUUAUUUGUUGGCCAAUAAGAGUAUUUGCUGCCUGCCACCCCUUGGUAUACUGGUCACCAUGUUUGUUUACUAAUUUUUUUUGUUGUUUGUGUGCUUAGCAUAUACAACAACAACAAAAUCUUGAGUCCCAACUAUUUGGGAUCGGCUAUAUGGUUCUUUUAUCAUUAUUGAGAUUUGUAAGAAAUUAUAUGUUUAGUUAAGUCCAAAAUACUUAUUUUAUCUCUUUUGAUUAUCGCAUUCGGAUGUCUCCUAAGUACAUUGAUAUGUUUUGCAUAUGCUGGUAGUUAUUUCUGUGGAUAAGCUGCCACAAACAAUUAAAAUAGACUGCCUUUAGAAAUUUUUUGCUGGAAUAUAGACAAAGAACCAGCUCAUCUGUAAACAGUAGUUCC